AUGAUAGAGAUACCAGUACCGGUACAGACCAUGAUAGACAUACCAGUACCGGUAGAUACCAUGAUAGACACACCAGUACCGGUACAGACCAUGAUAGACACACUAGAACCGGUACAGACCAUGAUAGACAUACCAGUACCGGUAGAUACCAUGAUAGACACACUAGUACCGAUAGAUACCAUGAUAGACACACUAGUACCGGUAGAUACCAUGAUAGACACACUAGUACUGGUAGAUACCAUGAUAUACAUACCAGUACCGGUAGAGACCAUCAUAGACACACUAGUACUGGUAGAGACCAUGAUAGACACACUAGUACCGGGAGAUAUCAUUAUAGACAUACCAGUACCGGUACAGACCAUGAUAGACAUACCAGUACCGGUAGAGACCAUGAUAGACAUACCAGUACCGGUAGAGACCAUGAUAGACAUACCAGUACCGGUAGAUACCAUGAUAGACACACUAGUACCGAUAGAUACCAUGAUAGACACACUAGAACCGGUAGAGACCAUGAUAGACACACUAGUACCGGUAGAUAUCAUUAUAGACAUACCAGUACCGGUAGAGACCAUGAUAGACAUACCAGUACCGGUAGAGACCACGAUAGACACACUAGUACCGGUAGAGACCUGA
Mizuhopecten yessoensis (Yesso scallop) is the source of this 633-nucleotide messenger RNA. RefSeq lists its product as uncharacterized. NCBI's taxonomy places the organism in Eukaryota, Metazoa, Mollusca, Bivalvia, Pectinida, Pectinidae. Bases 1 to 633 code for a protein of 210 amino acids. The record is from RefSeq and is a predicted model, not a curated record. The transcript has a single exon.